AUGUUAUCAACCACAGCAUCUGGUGUUACAGUUUCUGACAUUUGUAAAACAACAUAUGAAGAGAUAAAAAAGGAUAAAAAAUAUCGUUAUGUUGUUUUCUUUAUUCGAGAUGAAAAACAAAUUGAUGUAGAAGUUAUAGGCGAUAGAAAUGCCGCAUAUGAUCAAUUUUUAGAAGAUUUGCAAAAGGGUGGUACCGGUGAAUGCCGUUAUGGACUUUUCGACUUUGAAUACACUCACCAAUGCCAAGGAACUUCAGAAGCGUCAAAGAAGCAAAAGUUAUUUUUGAUUUCCUGGUGCCCUGACACUGCCAAAGUUAAAAAGAAGAUGUUGUACUCUUCAUCUUUCGACGCCCUGAAAAAAUCAUUAAUUGGGGUCCAAAAAUAUAUUCAGGCUACGGAUCUGUCUGAAGCAUCUCAGGAAGCUGUGGAAGAAAAACUUCGUGCCACAGACCGGCAGUAA
Molecule: messenger RNA, 459 nt
Organism: Pediculus humanus corporis (human body louse)
Lineage: Eukaryota; Metazoa; Arthropoda; Insecta; Psocodea; Pediculidae
Exons: 5
Coding region: 1-459 (152 amino acids)
Biological process (GO): cell motility; actin filament fragmentation; actin filament severing
Cellular component (GO): actin cytoskeleton; actin cortical patch; cytoplasm
Molecular function (GO): actin filament binding
Source: RefSeq, a predicted model, not a curated record